CUCCCGCUCUCCUCCGUCAUGCCUCUGUCUCUCCUGCUGCUGCUGGCUCUGGGGGCCCGCUCCGGGGCCUUCGACCUGGCCCAGACCACGCGCUGCGUCCCCGUCCCGCCGCAGAUGAGCGUCUGUCAGGACGUGCCGCACUCGGAGAUGCGUCUGCCGAACCUGCUGGGUCACGGCAGCCUGGAGGAGGCCGUCCCUCGCUCCGACGACUGGAGGAGUCUGCUCCACAGCGGCUGUCACCCGCAGGCCCGCGCCUUCGUCUGCUCGCUCGUCGCUCCCGUCUGCCUCGACAGGUUCAUCCAGCCGUGUCGGAGUGUGUGUGUGGCCGUGAGGGAGAGCUGUGCUCCCGUUCUGGCCUGUCACGGACACACCUGGCCCCGGGCCCUGGACUGUGAGCGGUUCCCUGCCCAGGACGACACCUGUCUGACCCCGCUGCCCAAACACAUCAGCGCCUUCUCCAAAGAUUUCCCUCAGCCUGUGUGUCAGAGCUGUCCGUCCGUGGAAGAAGCGCCGUCUCUGAAGACCGUUCUGGACGCGCUGUGCCUCAACGACUCCGCGGUCAAGGCCAAGCUGUCCCGGCGCCGCCUGCCCUCCUCGGAGCCGGAGCUGACGGUGGACGGCCCGGUGGAGUUGAUCCAGCGCGGCCCGCUUCUUCCGUACGACACGGCGAGCCUCCUCCAGCGCUGGCUGCUCAUCAACCUCCGCUGCGCUCUGCCUCUGGUCCGGCCCGGACGGGCUCAGCUCUACCUCGUCACCGGCACCAUGCGCGCCUCCGGCUCCAUCCAGCUCUCCAGUCUGUUCCCGUGGCUCAAGAAAGACCUGCACAUCGCCGCGGGCGCGCGCAAGUGGAAACACCACAAAUGCUGACG
Messenger RNA from Puntigrus tetrazona (Sumatra barb), 869 nucleotides. RefSeq names its product sizzled (gene szl). Gene Ontology annotation, biological process: negative regulation of canonical Wnt signaling pathway; canonical Wnt signaling pathway; non-canonical Wnt signaling pathway. Gene Ontology annotation, molecular function: Wnt-protein binding. Lineage: Eukaryota; Metazoa; Chordata; Actinopteri; Cypriniformes; Cyprinidae. The coding region runs from base 19 to 867 and encodes 282 amino acids. The transcript has 4 exons. The record is from RefSeq and is a predicted model, not a curated record.